CCAUCACUAGUAUCUACCCCCGAAGCAUCGUACAUAUGGGGUAGUCAACCACAAACUAUAAACGAUCAGCCUUGCGCAAUAUGUUGACAAAACAUCAAGUAGGCCGCAUCACAACACUGCAGAAACAAACAUACCUACGUAUGUGGCUAUUCCCAGUCGGUUCUCUCAGUGUCUAGAAACAUAUUCAGACCGGUUAAAGUAUAGUAUAAGCCGAAAAGAAACACACGUAUUCCUCAAGAUGAGUUUCGAUCCGGCCUGGUUGAAUGAACCGCCUCCGAUCGUGAAGGAUACAGAAGAUCUGCUGCGAGCGUACAUUCUUGAACCGGAAAUCCCGAUACACGAGCCGAAGCCCUACUUUGAACCACGCCAUCCCUCCACAGACCAGCUAUACGACAUUCCCCACGCACCAAUCAUUACGCGCAUCGUACCGGAACGAUGCCCGGAGACGGGAAAGGUAUUAGAUUUUGUCGAAACAGCGGUACAAAAUGCGGGCUCGACUGCUAAAAACUCCAUGUCGCUCCAGCGCGAACCGACCGAAUUGCUCGAUUCGGCCCGAGGAUCUGCCUCGUACUUUCCAUUUUGGCCCGGUGGAUUCGAUGAGCCGGAAACCAUCCUCGCAAACAUAGUGCCUAGUCCGAUGUUUGACGUAAAUUUAAAAUCGUGUCCUCCCGGGUUUGCCACUGGCGUAGAGUUUGAAAAAAGCAAUGGCGACGGUGACCGAACGGAAAGUAUCGAUAACGGAGGUGUGAUCGAUCUCCUGUCGGCCAUUGGUAGUGAAGAAGAUUUUGAUCUGUUUUCGGAGAAACAGCCAAAGAAUGUGGCCACAGCAGCAUCACCCCUGCAAAGGGAGCUGCCGAAGGAUAUCGACGAGGAAAGUUUGCUCGCCGUAGACAGGGCGAAUGCCGAGGGACAGGUGUUGAAAAUUUCUAACGUCAGUAGCAACGCAGUCCAGUCGGCCGAAUGGGCCGAAAUGAUCGAUAUUUCCAAACCGGUGGAUGAUUUUUACGUCAAAAUCCCCGUGAUGGCGCACCGAUUUCCGUUCGAGCUGGAUAUCUUCCAGAAGCAAGCGAUCUUAAAACUCGAGGAGCACAACCACGUGUUCGUGGCGGCACACACAUCCGCUGGCAAAACGGUCGUGGCCGAGUAUGCGAUUGCACUGUCGAAGAAACACAUGACAAAAACGAUCUACACCUCUCCGAUCAAGGCACUGUCCAAUCAGAAGUACCGUGACUUCCGUACUACCUUCCAGGAUGUGGGUCUCAUUACCGGUGACAUACAGAUCGAUCCGACCGCUUCCUGCCUUAUCAUGACGACGGAGAUUCUACGCUCCAUGCUGUACUGUGGCAGCGACAUUACGCGUGAUCUCGAGUAUGUCAUCUUCGAUGAGGUACACUACAUUACCGAUUCCGAUCGGGGGCACGUGUGGGAGGAGGUACUAAUUCUGCUUCCCGAUCACGUGUGCAUCGUGAUGUUAAGCGCUACCGUGCCCAACACGAUCGAGUUUGCGAAUUGGGUAGGCAAGACGAAGAAGAAGCGCGUGUGGGUCGUAAGUACUGCGAAACGACCGGUUCCGCUCGAGCACUAUCUGUACACCGGGUUCGGUGGUAAAUCGAAGGACGAUUCGUUCCUGAUUGUGAACGAGCAAAGCCAGUUCCUGCAGGCAGGUUACCAGCGGGCGAAGGAAAGCUGUGAAGCGAGGCAAGCUAAAAAUGCGACUCGCCGAACCGGUCCAUACAGCCAGCGGCAGGAACAGACGCUCUGGGUCGGUUUGAUCGAUCAUCUGCAGAAGAAGGAGAAGCUUCCGGUGGUGGCAUUCACACUGUCACGCAAUCGAUGUGACAACAAUGCGGAGGCACUCAUGUCUUGCGAUCUUACGACGGCUCGCGAGAAGUACGCAGUCACAUCCUUCUUCCAGCAGUGCGUGCAGCGGCUAAUUCCACCCGAUCGUGCACUACCGCAGGUGGUGCAGAUGCAGAGCUGCCUCGAGCGAGGCAUCGGUAUCCACCACAGUGGCAUUCUGCCCAUUCUGAAGGAGAUUGUGGAGAUGCUGUUUGCCCGCGGGCUGGUAAAGAUUCUUUUUGCCACGGAAACGUUUGCGAUGGGUGUGAAUAUGCCCGCCAGAACGGUCAUAUUCGACAGUACGCGCAAGUUCGACGGGCAAUCGGUGCGGCCUCUGCAACCUUCGGAGUACACACAAAUGGCCGGCCGUGCCGGACGGCGUGGACUCGACAAAACCGGCACGGUAAUUAUCAUUUGCAAGCAAAACUUGCCCACGGAUGCGGAGCUUAAGACGAUGAUCCUCGGCAAACCGAUACGGCUGGAAUCACAGUUCCGGCUCACGUACGCCAUGAUGCUGUACCUGUUGCGCGUCGAGUUGGUUUCGGUGGAGAACAUGAUGCUGCACAGCUUCCGCGAGUUUGGCAAAAGGCUACAGAUGCCCCAAAGUAAGCUCGAGCUGAACAAAGUGCAGGAGAAGGUGUCCGCGCUAAGCAAGCUGAGCGACAAUCUGAAGCCUUUGUGUGAGUUCUACGAAACGGCCAACAGUUACAUUGAGCUGUGGAACGAACUGCUGCCCAAACAACUGUGCCAACCGAAGGCAAUAAACGACCUAAAGGUGGGCCGUGUUGUGGUGGUGACGGAUAAGCAUCAUUACAACAAGCUGGGCAUACUGUUGUGCGUCUCGCUACAAUCCCACUGUGACAUGAAACUGGUCGUGCUGGUGCUGGACCAUCAGGUGAAAACAUCCGGUUCCGGCCCGCCGGAAGCCGGCCUCGACAGAGGAACGCUUUGGCAUAGGAUGCUCUCGCUAGCGCUUCCGUACCAAACGUUCCUACCGGAAGGCGUUGGUGGACACUGCGUGCUUACGCUUGCACCUGCCAACGUGAUCGAAGUCACCAAGCAUACGAUCAAGUGUGACGCGAACAAUAUCAUCCGCAGCUGGGAAAACCGUCAGAUUCCGCGCUUUCGUGAUGCGCCACCGUCCCAGAGCACCGUCGAGGCAGUGGCUACUUUGGCCGAGCUAAAUGCGACGCUGGUACAAACCGGUUCCGCGACGGGCACGUUAGAGUGCGUACGUUUCCAGCGCGAUCUGAGCAAUCUGGAGCUGACGGAGCAGCUGAAAGUGGCCCAGGAACGGUUGAAUCAGUGGCUGCCGUACACAAACAUCGCAGAUUUCGAGCACGAAUUUGCGCUCGUGUUCGAUCGCAAGCAGCUGGAGCGAAAGCUGGACGAGCUCAAGUACCAGGCGUCGUAUGAAAGUAUGUCACUGUAUCCGGACUACUGCCGAAAGUUGCAAGUGCUCCAGGAACUGAAGUACAUUGACGACAUGCAGCAAGUGGCCAUGAAGGGACGGGUUGCCUGCGAGAUGGGACAGAACGAGCUGAUGAUUACGGAGCUGGUGAUGCGUAACAUACUGACCGAUCUGCAGCCAGCCGAAAUUGCUGCCCUGCUUUCCAGUCUCGUGUUUCAAGCCAAAACGGACGUUAAGCCAAAACUCACCGAAACACUGCUGAAGGCCGAGGCACAGUUCCGUGAGGUGGAGAACGUUAUCCGGCUAGUCGAGCGACAGUACGGUGUUACCGACGUGUCGAAAAAGGAGGAACUGAACUUCGGGCUUACCGAGGUAGUUUACGAGUGGGCCCGAAAUAAACCGUUCGCUGAAAUUAUGACGCUAACGGACAUCAAGGAGGGUAUCAUUGUCCGUUGCAUCCAGCAGCUGAAUGAAACGCUCUGCAACGUGAAGGAUGCGGCACGGAUCAUCGGUGAUCCGGUGCUGCAAAGCAAGAUGGAGGAAGCAUCGAAUGCGAUCAAGCGUGACAUCGUGUUUGCGGCCAGUUUAUACACCUCGAGCACACCGAUCGUUAUUGGGGAUGUGUAGCAGUCGCUUGACUUGCAGAGUACUGGCACCGUUUUCAGACUAUUCAGCUGCGGGUAAAUAUAAAUCAAGGAAACCCGGAACUGAGCAAGAAGAUUUGUGUUGUCAAGCCAAAGGAGCAGUGAAAUUGUUAAAUAAAAGCAGGUGCAAUAUUUUCAUGCCACACA
Messenger RNA from Anopheles funestus (African malaria mosquito), 4041 nucleotides. RefSeq names its product helicase SKI2W (gene tst). NCBI's taxonomy places the organism in Eukaryota, Metazoa, Arthropoda, Insecta, Diptera, Culicidae. Gene Ontology annotation, molecular function: RNA helicase activity; ATP binding; RNA binding. Gene Ontology annotation, biological process: nuclear-transcribed mRNA catabolic process, 3'-5' exonucleolytic nonsense-mediated decay. The transcript has 5 exons. The coding region runs from base 239 to 3877 and encodes 1212 amino acids. Gene Ontology annotation, cellular component: Ski complex. The record is from RefSeq and is a predicted model, not a curated record.